AUGUCCGACGAAGGGAUGGUGACGAUGGACGAGGACGAGGAGAUCGGUCAGGAGGACGCCUGGACGGUCAUCUCGGCUUUUUUCGAGGAGAAAGGUUUAGUUCGACAGCAAUUGGAUUCGUUCAACGAAUUCAUUCAACACACGAUGCAGGAAAUCGUGGACGAGAUGUCUACUUUUGAGUUAAGUCCGGAACAUCAACACGUUCCCGGGGAAGAGAUGGAUGAAAGCGAGAAGAAGACGGUGUCGGUGUCGUUUGGGCAGAUUUACUUAUCGAAACCGAUGGUGACGGAAGCGGACGGGAUGACGUCGACGUUGUUUCCGAAAGAGGCGAGGUUGCGAAACUUGACGUAUUCGGCGCCGUUGUACGUGGAUAUGCGGAAGAAAAUCACCACCGUGACUCAAAAUAGCGAAGAAGAAGGUGGAGGAGAGAAAAUUAACGAAGAAAUUGAAGACAUUAAUAAAGUGUUCAUCGGAAAAGUGCCGAUUAUGUUGCGCUCGGAGUAUUGCUCUUUACACGACCACACGGAUAAGGAGUUGACCGAGUUAGGGGAGUGUCCGUACGAUGAAGGUGGAUAUUUCAUCAUCAACGGUUCUGAGAAAGUAUUAAUCGCGCAAGAACGCAUGGCAGCGAACUCUGUGUACGUGUUUAUGAAGCGUCAACCGAGCAAGGUGUUGUAUGUCUCGGAGUGUCGCUCGCAGCCGGAAUCCGGUAUUCGAGGCGCGUCGGCGUGUGUGGUGAAACAAUUACACGGACAAGGGAAGAACUCUCCGGGUCCGUUACACGUGACGUUGCCGUAUAUUCGCUCGGAUAUCCCGAUCUUUAUCGCCUUCAGAGCGUUAGGCUUUGUGGCGGAUAAGGAUAUUUUAGAGCACAUCGUGUACGACUUUGGCGACAAUGAAA
This is a messenger RNA of Bathycoccus prasinos, 901 nucleotides long. Its product is annotated as RNA polymerase II second largest subunit (Partial). Gene Ontology annotation, cellular component: RNA polymerase II, core complex. Gene Ontology annotation, biological process: DNA-templated transcription. Gene Ontology annotation, molecular function: ribonucleoside binding; DNA binding; DNA-directed RNA polymerase activity. The record is from RefSeq and is a predicted model, not a curated record. The annotation marks the transcript as partial. Lineage: Eukaryota; Viridiplantae; Chlorophyta; Mamiellophyceae; Mamiellales; Bathycoccaceae. The transcript is spliced from 2 exons.